GAUGAACGUUCUGGUUUAUUUUCAUGGAGGAGGAUUCAUGAUGGGAACUGGUAACAAAGCCUAUCCAGAUUAUAUUUUACAAGAUGACGAUAUCGUUUACGUCAGUUUAAAUUACAGACUUGGAAUAUUAGGUUUCUUCAGCGCUAAUCAUCCUUCAGCACCCGGAAAUUAUGGGUUGAAAGACCAAGUCGAAGCUUUACGAUGGGUCAAACGUAAUAUUCGUGCUUUUGGAGGAGAUCCCAACAAAGUAACCAUAUAUGGAAAUUCAGCAGGAGGAGCUAGUGUCCACUAUCAUUUACUUUCUCCACUAAAUAAAGACCAUUUUCAAAGUGCAAUCUCAUCUAGUGGUUCGGUUUCACUUCCUUGGUCAUUACCCACAUACACGGUGGAGAACUCAGAAAAAGUAGCUUCAGCAUUCAACUGCAGUUAUGAAAACGUCGAAAGAAUGAUGGCAUGUUUGAGAAACAAACCUGCUAACGAAUUGAUCGAGGAAGGAUCACCAUUCAAGAAUGGAGUUUACAGGGGAGCUCUGUUUUUCGGCCCAGUGAUCGAGCCUAAACAUCGUGGAGCAUUUUUAACCGAAAAUCCCUAUCGUUUGUUGAAAGAUGGCAAAGUGAAGCAAGUACCAUUUCUGACCAGUCUAGUAGAAACUGAAGGAUCAGUUGUUGGAUUAGAAAUAGUAUCCAAUGAUAAAUUAAUGGAGCAAUGGAAUCACUAUUGGGAUGUAAUGGCUCCCAAAUUAUUUUUCUAUAGUCAUUUACGUUCAAAGUCUAAACAAAAUUACAUCAGUUCCUCCAUAAAAAAGCAUUAUUUUGGAGGCGAAAAUUUAUCUAAUCAAACUACCAGUGAAUUUCUGCAAGCUUUAGGAGAUCGUUACUUUUACAGUGGAGUAAUUGAAACCACCAAGUUACAUUCUUCAGCUUCAUAUGAAAAUACCUAUUGCUUCAAGCUUUUUUACAGAGGAACAGAAAGCGUCUCUGAUUUUUAUCCAAACAACAAUGGAAAAAAUUACGGAGUUUGUCACACCGACGACAUCGUUUACGUUUUGAAAUCCUACAAUGGAAAUAAAAAAAAUAAGAAUGAUAAGGAUAUGUCCAAGUUGCUAUGUUCAAGCAUCAUCGCUUUCAUGAAACAAGGGUACAAAAUCCAAGGACUCAGAAAAUCCGAUGGGAACCAAUCUAUAAGAAUGGUACAAUGA
This is a messenger RNA of Planococcus citri (citrus mealybug), 1198 nucleotides long. Its product is annotated as venom carboxylesterase-6-like. Bases 2 to 1198 code for a protein of 398 amino acids. The transcript has 8 exons. The record is from RefSeq and is a predicted model, not a curated record. Gene Ontology annotation, molecular function: serine hydrolase activity. Lineage: Eukaryota; Metazoa; Arthropoda; Insecta; Hemiptera; Pseudococcidae.